Molecule: messenger RNA, 1029 nt
Organism: Seminavis robusta
Lineage: Eukaryota; Bacillariophyta; Bacillariophyceae; Naviculales; Naviculaceae
Source: the annotation of a GenBank genome assembly
AUGAUUUUCAAAUUUCAAGGAGAACCCAAGCUCACCACUUUGAACUCCUCCAUGGACAACCAACCAUCCAAGGCCGCCCCUGAGAAGAUUGGCAACUAUUGGGUCGCGAGGAGCAAACAUACUAAGAGACUACUCCCCGAAACCUUUGAGCCAACCCAAUACAGUGUCAUUUGUGGCCGCACCAAAUUCUGCUUUGACUCCGUUGGAAACCGAAGGUUCAAAGUGACAGCGAAGAUGUUCCUCCAGGAAUACUCUGAGGCCAAGACUAAGGCCGAGAAGUCCAAGAUUGUGACGCGAGUCUUCAACCUCGUCAAGGAGUCCAGCCCCGAGGGAGCGUUUGUAACUUUUGAGAAUGGUCGAUGGUAUGAAUGCUCCGAGCGCAUCUCUCGUGAAAAGAUUGGAGCUCUCUUCCGUGACAUGCUCCCCCAAACAUACCAAUCCAGUGCGAAGGCCAAACAGGCCAGAAAGGACUCUCUUGGCAGCAACAGCAGCAGAAGUGGAAGCCCCGAGAGUAUCCCAAUGCCUUCCCUCAAUAGCACCAUCAACAACAUCAUCACUCAAAGCAACCGACACAGCAACACCAUCAACACCACCAGCAACGGCACCAGCUUGGUGGCAGCUUAUCAGAAUGUACAACCACAGCACCUAGCUCUUGCAUCUCUUGCUUCAGCAGAUCCAUUGCCUUCCGACAACACGCUUCCGGUCCCCGCCUUUGCCAGUGGUCCAAUGUCAUUCCCAAGCUUCUUCGACGUUGACGCAUCCAACUUUGUGCCCUUGGAACGAGCCGAGACCCAAUGUCCAGGUGUGACCAACAUGAUGAACAUGGGCAUGGGUAGCUCCAAUGUCAACAUGGGUAGCUCCAAUGUCAACAUGGGUAACAUCAACAUGGGAAACAUCAAUAUUGGCAACAUGGGGUACCCCAACAUUGGCAACAUCAACAGCAGCAACCAGUGGUUCUUCCAACCGGAUCAGAACGGCAACUUCAAGAAUGACAACAACAGCAACAGCAACAACAACGGUUCCGUCUAA